AUGGAGCCUGACUCCACCGCUCUCACUGCUUGGACUCGUUUGGCUGAUAUUUUCUGGGAUAAUCAGAACGCUCGUGCUGUCACGCUAGAGCAGGAUUUCUCUAAUGUUCGCAUGGAGGCAUUUCCGACUGUCGCCUCCUACUGUCAGUGUCUGAAGACGCCGCUUUCUGACCAGCUCCGUGAUGUCGGUGCUCCUGUGAACAAUCAUCGUCUAGUUUUGCAUCUCAUCUCUGGCCUCACUGACGCUUAUAAGGGUGUUGCUACUUUGAUUCGUCAGAGCAAUCCGCUCCCCUCCUUUCAUCAGGCUCGCUCCAUGCUUACCUUGGAGGAAGCCGGUAUGGCUAAGAUGAAACCUGCUGAACCUCCAGCUGCAUAUGUUGCUACUCAGCCGCGUCCUUGCGAUGCCUCUUCUCAGAGUUUCGAUCGUCGGUCCUCCAAUCGUUCUCGAUCCCACAACUCUAAGGGUCGUGGUGGGAAUCGUGGCAACGGUGGUGGAUCCCGCAGUGGCACCUCUCAGGGCUUCUCUCCUCCGAUGCCACCUCGGCCGCAGUACUUUCCAUACCAGCAUUGGGGAUGGGCCCCACCUCCAUGA
Lotus japonicus is the source of this 591-nucleotide messenger RNA. RefSeq lists its product as uncharacterized. The coding region runs from base 1 to 591 and encodes 196 amino acids. The record is from RefSeq and is a predicted model, not a curated record. Lineage: Eukaryota; Viridiplantae; Streptophyta; Magnoliopsida; Fabales; Fabaceae. The transcript has a single exon.